AUGCUUCGACUUAUAUUCCCUAAUUCUGUCUCAUACUUUAUUUUCGAACUUUCUAGAUGUUUUUAUGAACUGAAAAAAUUGAAAGGAUUAUUUGUGAGAUUAUUAUUGCAUAGACUUGUAUUUCUGGAAAAUAAAAUACAAAAAAGGGCCUUCAUAAAUAUCUAA
Phytomonas sp. EM1 is the source of this 165-nucleotide messenger RNA. Lineage: Eukaryota; Euglenozoa; Kinetoplastea; Trypanosomatida; Trypanosomatidae. The record is from the annotation of a GenBank genome assembly.